This is a messenger RNA of Rotaria sp. Silwood1, 1833 nucleotides long. The record is from the annotation of a GenBank genome assembly. Lineage: Eukaryota; Metazoa; Rotifera; Eurotatoria; Philodinida; Philodinidae.
AUGAAUGCAUCCCUGAGAUCUUCACAAGGGAAAAUGAAUACUAACACGACACCAGAUGAUUCACCAAGAGAAGAAGAACAUGAUUGGGAUUCGUAUUUAAUUGAAACAAAUAGUGAAGCAGCGCCAGCAAGUAAUUUCAAACAAGCUUUGAUUCCACCAGUAAACGAUUUCAUUGUUGGAGAAAAACUUGAAUCAAUUGAUCCAAGAAAUCAAGAUUCAUGGUGUAUAGGAACAAUUAUUGAAAAAGAUGGACCAAGACUACGUAUACGAUUAGAUGGAACUGAUGAUCGAAAUGAUUUUUGGCGUCUUGUCGACUCAGGAGAUAUUCGUUGCUAUGGAACAACAGCAAAAUUAGGAGGACAAAUUGUGCCUCCUCUUGGUUUUCAACUGACUUCAACUCGGUGGACCAAAUAUUUUGAAAGAAAUGUUAAGGAUGGCCCGUUUGCUGCUGAAUCAUGUUUCAAACCGCAACCUUCGAAACCCGAAAAGAAUUUAUUUAAAAAAGGACAAAAAUUAGAAGCUGUCGAUCCAAGACAUUCUAAUCUAAUAUGUCCAGCAACAGUAAGUAAUGUUAUACCUGGUGAUUAUCGAAUAAUGUUAUCAUUGGAUGGAUGGAGUUCACUAAAUAAUUUUAAAGUUGAUUAUCUAUCACGGGAUAUUUUUCCUGUUGGUUGGUGUAAAUUAGCUGGAAUUCGUAUUGCAAAAGUUGGUGGAAACCCACCUUCUCGUGCAUCGAAUAAAAUAUUACCAACGAGUCCCACUAAACAAAAUGAAAAUGUUCGACAGCAGCAAUCGAAAAAUAAGAAAACCAUUGUUUCACCAUUACCAAAUGAUUCAUCUCAUUCACCAACAACUAUGGAUGAGAAAAAUAAUAAUUUAACAACGAAAGAAAAAAUAAAUCAAAGAUCAAAGACUAAGAAGGAGAAUGGAAACUCAAUUGAUUCAGAUGAAGCUAAUGAAGAUACUAAAAAGAAACGACCCAUUGUUACUGUAUAUUUAAAUUAUCUUGGUGAUAAUAGUGGAAUGUUAUUAAAUCCACAAAAAUUUCGUGUAUCAAUGCCAUCAAAAUUUGGACCCGAUGAAUGCCAUGUUGUCCUAACAUCAAUAUUUGAUUCAUGUAUUAAAUGUGCUUUUCAACAAGCAUCAUUUAUUAAACGAAUACUUGAUCUAUUUCCAACACCUAAUGACGAAGAAAAAGAUUCGUAUACACAGAUUAAAUUGGAAAAUGGUACAAUAGUGUAUAUUCGACAGUUUGAAACAGAAGUUGAUUUUUGGGAUGUUAUUCGCCUAUUUCAAAAUAUUAUUUUAUCUGGUGAUAAUCUUUUUAUUCGAACAUCACCACCAUCAGUGAAUAAGCAAAUUAAUGAUUCAUCAUCAUCUUUAUUUGAUUCCUCUACAUCAUCUAAUAAAAAACAAGAUUCUUCACAAUCCUACCAAUCAAUAAGUAACAAUAAAACUAAACGAAAAAGUACAGAAUUAGCUUCAUAUCCCGAGAAUAAAACAUUCAUAAGUAAUGGUAAAGCAGCACGAUCCAAUUCGAAUGAAAGAACAGUUUAUGACACAAAAUCUUCAUCGAACACUUAUUCACAACCAAUAGAUCAACAUGCACAUGGGUCUCGUCAUUAUGAACGAUUUACACCAAGUGAAGUAGCAUCAUUUGUUCGAGGCAUUGAUCCAUCAUUUGAUAGUCUUGCUUCAAGGUUUCUUCAAGAGGAAAUUGAUGGAAAAGCUCUUCUUCUUCUUACAACAGAUACAUUAAUGAGACAUAUGGGUUUAAAACUUGGUCCAUCACUUAAAAUUGUUCAUCAUAUUGAACAAUUAAAAAAAUGUUAA